GUCUGGCUGUCUGUGACCCCCCCACCUCACCAUCCUCCUCCUCCCGGUGAGACUCUGUCUGGAUCAGACGGAGACACACCGACACACCGAGCUUCGGUCCCACCGACAGCAGCAGCGGAUCGCAGCCGAGCGGAGAGAGCGCCGAGUCCCGGUGACCAUGUCGGUGCUUGGCUCCGCCCCCAGCAGUGCCGACGCCUGUCUCAGCAUCGUCCACAGCCUCAUGUGUCACCGGCAGGGCGGCGAGAACGAGGGCUUUGCCAAACGCGCCAUCGAGAGUCUGGUGAAGAAGCUGAAGGAGAAGAAGGACGAGCUGGACUCGCUCAUCACCGCCGUCACCACCAACGGAGUCCACCCCAGCAAGUGUGUCACCAUCCAGAGAACACUGGACGGACGGCUGCAGGUAGCGGGCAGGAAGGGUUUCCCUCAUGUGAUCUACGCCCGUCUGUGGCGUUGGCCCGACCUCCAUAAGAAUGAACUCAAACAUGUCAAGUUCUGUCAGUUUGCCUUUGACCUCAAGUACGACAGCGUCUGUGUCAACCCCUACCACUAUGAAAGGGUGGCGUCGCCCGCCGCCGCAGGUCCUCAGUCCCUGAUCAAGGAGGAGUUCAUGCAGGACUGUCUGCAGAUCGACUUGCCCCCCCACGCGGACCCCUACAGCCAGCCCCACCCAGGCAGCAUGUAUCCCAGCAUGCCUCUGUCUCCUCCAGGUAGUGGCUCCAUCACACCUGCCGGAGGGGUCGGUGGGGGAAUGGGCGGGGCUCCUGAGGGCCCCGGGCUCCUGCAGAUUGCCUCCCCUCACGACCACGGCAACCGGACUCCCCCACCUCACCUGAACACACCCCACCCUCCUCACUCUUCAGCUGCUGCCUCCCCGCACCAGCAGAGCCCCAAGUACAACUGCCCCCCCAAACCUGUCACCUGGUCAGGUAACAGCCACGCCCCCUACAGCCCUGGAGGCCCUCAGCUCAGUGGGCGGAGCCACCAGCAGCCGGCACCGUUACAUCAUCAUCAUCACCACGCCCCCAACACACACUUCUGGUCGCAGCAUCACAGCGCUGCUCCAUAUCCUCAGCCGGUCUCCAACCAUCCAGGUCCAGAGUUCUGGUGCUCCAUCUCCUACUUUGAGUUGGACGUUCAGGUUGGUGAGAUGUUCAAGGUCCAGUCCAGCUGUCCUCUAGUGACCGUGGAUGGUUACGUGGAUCCUUCAGGUGGAGAUCGGUUCUGUUUAGGGCAACUGAGCAACGUACACCGAACUGCCGCCAGCCACCGUGCCAGGCUCCACAUCGGUCGGGGGGUGCAGCUGGAGUGUCGGGGGGAAGGUGACAUCUGGAUGCGUUGCCUUAGCGACCACUCGGUGUUUGUCCAGAGCUUCUACCUGGACCGGGAGGCGGGCCGAGCGCCAGGUGAUGGAGUUCAUAAGAUCUACCCUGGAGCUUACAUCAAGGUGUUUGACCUGCGACAGUGCCACAGACAGAUGCAGCAGCAGGCGGCAGCAGCUCAGGCAGCUGUAGAGACUCAGCCAGUUGUCGGUUCGAUUCCUGGACAGAACGGCGUUGGAGGAAUCUCACCUGCUGUCAGUGGGCACUCGGCGGCAGUUCAUCCUUCAGGUGUGCGUUCGGUGGCAGGUCUGGGCGUGGACGACCUGCGCAGGUUGUGCAUCGUGCGGCUGAGCUUCGUGAAGGGGUGGGGCUGCGACUACCCUCGGCAGAGCAUCAAGGACACGCCCUGCUGGCUGGAGGUUCACCUGCAUCGAGCGCUGCAGCUGCUCGACCAGGUGCUGCACACGCUGCCAUCACGAGAACACACACUCUGACACACACCUGUGGCAGUGCAACACCUGACACCUGUUUACUGACACCUGAUACCUGUCACUUGAUACCUGUUUACUGACAACUGAUACAUGUUUAAGGACACCCAAUACCGGACACCUGACGCCUGUUUAAGGACACCUGUCACCUGACACCCAAUACCCGACACCUGAUACUUGUUUAAGGACACCUGACACCCGACACCUGAUACCUGGUACCUAUUUUAAGACAUCUGAUACCUGACAACUGACCCCUGAUAUCAUCUAAACUGUCAGGAUUGAGAAGCUCCACCCAUGCCCUCCUCCUCACAGGAAUCAACAAACACACCGUAGCACCUCAUUGGUCGUUUUAGACAAUCAGCCAAUCGCAGCAUCUUAUCCCUCCUGUCAGUCAUAUGAGUUUCCAUGGAUACCAGCGGCCAGGAUGACAAAUUAAAGGACCAGUUCACACAAAUUAUUAUGUUGUUAUGUUGUUGUAUUAUAAUGUCAGCUCGCUGACAUUGCCCCCUGCUGGUUGGUUGCAGUGGAGGCCAUAAGCCCCGCCCCUGUACAGUUACUAGUCACUGUUAUCGAGAAAAUUAAUAAUUUGAGUGAAGUGACCCUUUAACUGCUGGAAAACAUGUUGACAAUCAGCUGUUACCAAAAACACGCCCGUCAUCACGUCUCUCCUCAUUGUUUUGUUUUGCCCUUCUCAUUUUGUGUUGGACUGUUUCCACUUUAUUUAUUUUUGUCAUCUACAAAAUCUUCGUCCCCUUUUUUUGACAUCAUAUCCUGUUUCCACUGUGAUUCCUCUCUGACCUGUCAGAUUAUUUAUUCUGUCAUCAGGUUUAUUUCUGUCUUAUAGCACAUUUUACAUUUUAACCUUUUAUACUGAGAAGAUCUAAAACUCUGUAUCAUGCUGUUUAUUCAAAUUAAACUUUUAUGAUUAAAACUAAAUAAACCAUGACUUCUGCAUCUUUGUUUCCUCCUAGUUUGUGAACAAUACACUGUAAAAUUAGAUUCUUUAUUCUGUUUUUUAUCCUUAAAAUACUUUGUUAUAAAACGUCAGACUCAGUAGCUGUUGGAAUUUUUAUUUACACAUUUUAACUGUGGUUUUAUCUUUAAUCGCCUUAAAUUUUUGUAUUUUUCAGAGUGAUAAAAUGAAAAGUCGUUAUUGUGUCAUGUGACCUGAUCCCCCAUUGUAAUGAUUAAAACAUUUUUUUAGCGUAAAUUUAAAAAGGAUCUUUUGUAAAGUAACCACAUCUGUAAAAUAAAUAUACACUGAAAAAUUUGUUUUAAACUGUUUUAUUUGUAGGGUUUUUUUGAGCAAUUUACUGUUAUUUUACAGAUAUUUCCAGUUCUUUUAAAUUACAGAUAAUAUCUUGUGUAAUCACAGAAAAAGCUCCAAUUUACAUGCUGACUGUAAAAAAUGAAAAAUCUGAAAUAAAUAUUUGUACAAAGAAUAAAUCAUAUUUUUACAAGAUGCAACUGUAAAAUUAGACUAUUUUAUUGUAUUUAGUUAAACUGCAGAUAUUUGUGGAUCUUGGCUUUUUUUAAAAAUUAUUUUUACAGUGUCUGAACAUUACAGUAUUCCACCAUCGUUAACAUAAUUUUUUUUCAUUCAUCCUUGCUUCCAGAUUUUCACCAUUAUUUCUGUCACAGUAUAGUGCAGUAAAAAAGGUAUAGUAUCUUCUAAAUAAGUAGAAACAGAAAAUAGAAAUACUAAAAGUUAAAGUACCAAAAAAGUGCAAUAAAGUACUUGAGUAAAUGUCAGAUGCUUUACUUUGGAGCAUUGGACAUUUAAGGUUUUGUUGUUUUGUGUUUUGUUGUGUUAUUUAAAAGACUUUAUUAAAGUGUGUGGACAGACAGUGCAGUUCUGCAGAAAAUCUCUUUAUUUUCUCAUUUUAUUAUGUAUUUCUGCUGCCAGAGUCAACCAGCUGCUAAUUUACACAACAAACAACUAAACCACAGAACAAUUACACAACAUAAAGCAGCACAACAUCAGGAGGACUGUCAUCAGCUCAAGUAGCUAAUUUACUGUCAAAGUGCUUUCCUGUUAAUAUUUUUAAUUUAUUUAGAGGAUUAUUUGGUUCCACCGACUCGAGUCUUCAAACAGAACUGUGCAUUGGUUUGUUGAUCCGUCAUCUGUGCACACAGAUUUUCAUGUUUCAUAUUUUGUCCACCAUGUGACUGCUGAUGUUCCAUAAUAAAGCUAUUUGAUUGUUA
Messenger RNA from Amphiprion ocellaris (clown anemonefish), 4012 nucleotides. RefSeq names its product SMAD family member 10b (gene smad10b). The transcript is spliced from 11 exons. Gene Ontology annotation, molecular function: DNA-binding transcription factor activity, RNA polymerase II-specific; RNA polymerase II cis-regulatory region sequence-specific DNA binding; I-SMAD binding. Lineage: Eukaryota; Metazoa; Chordata; Actinopteri; Pomacentridae. Bases 158 to 1813 code for a protein of 551 amino acids. Gene Ontology annotation, cellular component: heteromeric SMAD protein complex. Gene Ontology annotation, biological process: SMAD protein signal transduction; anatomical structure morphogenesis; cell differentiation. The record is from RefSeq and is a predicted model, not a curated record.